Arachis duranensis is the source of this 1380-nucleotide messenger RNA. RefSeq names its product protein FAR1-RELATED SEQUENCE 4-like. The transcript is spliced from 5 exons. Bases 1 to 1380 code for a protein of 459 amino acids. Lineage: Eukaryota; Viridiplantae; Streptophyta; Magnoliopsida; Fabales; Fabaceae. The record is from RefSeq and is a predicted model, not a curated record. Gene Ontology annotation, biological process: regulation of DNA-templated transcription.
AUGAAUGAUUCAACUUCAAAUCAGUUGAAUGAGAACAAUUUGGAUUAUUCUUCUGAAACGAAUCAUGCUGAUGAGACCAGGUGUGUUGUGGAUGAAAAAUUUGUCCCAAAGGUGGGGAUGAUUUUCAAGACAUUAGAAGAAGCUGGAAAGUUCUAUAAACAUUAUUCCAAACUUGCUGGUUUUUCUACAAAAAUAAGGAACACGACUCAGAAGGGAGACAAGGUUAAGAAUCAACUAAUCGUAUGCAGUAGAGAGGAGAUGUGGAAAUCCAAGAUAUCUCUAACUUUGAAAACAAACCCCUCAGCCGGGUUAAACUAUCCAACUAGGAUCUAUGUACACAUAAUGAAGGACGUUGGUCUUUGGACAAUUUUCAAAGUUGUUUUAAAUCACUCACAUCCCUGCUAUCCAGACCGGGCAGAGAUGCUCAGACAACACAGGGAGCUAAGCAUGUUUGUGCGUUGCACCAUCGAAACCAAUGAGAAAGCCGAAAUCAGACCGAGCAAAACUUACCAAUCCAUUGUAGCAGCAGUCGACAGCCACCAUGAACUAAGUUUUAUAGAAAAAGCUGUGAGGAAUUACAUCACAAGGGAAGUAAGGAAUGUUUCCAAACAAGAGGAUGCCAAAGAAUUCAGGAAGUACCUACUAAGAAUGAAAGAGAAGAACCAAAAUUUCUUUUUCGAGCUCAACCUCAAAGGUUCUUUUGUAGGCGUGAAUCACCACGGUCAGUCGACACUUCUCGGAUGUACACUGAUGAAAAAUGAGGACAUCCAAUCAUUCAAAUGGCUAUUCGAGUGUUGGCUCUAUUGCAUGGGAGAGAAGGCACCAAAAGGCAUUCUUACCAACCAAUGUGUAUCGAUGCAAAGGGCAAUUGAGAUUUGCAUGCCAACAACAUGUCGUUUGGAAUUCAUACACGAGAGACUCAUUCGACAGAAACUGGAACGAUUUCCUCACAAAGUACGGCCUCGGAGGCAACAAGUGGCUCUUAGAGCUGUACAAGGAUCGGCAUAUAUGGAUUCCAGUUUACCUGGAAGACGAUUCUGGGGUAGGAUGAGAAGCACACAAAAGAGUGAGAGCAUGCAAGCAUUUUUCAACAAGUUUAUCACAUGCAACAGCUCCCUGAGACAAUUUGUGAAACAAUACGACAAUUGCCUAGCAAGCAGAGAGCAAAGAGAGAGAGAAUUUGAUGCUGCAGAUUUUCACACCGUGAUACUGUACGCUACAAAAUCAGCAAUAGAGGCCCAGUUUCAGCACAUGUAUACCCAUGAGAAGUUCAGGGAAGUUCAAGCACAAUUCAGAGUUGAACCUUUUAGACGGCAGAUCAAACAUUCAGUCAAGCUACAACCUUUACAAUGCACUGGAUAUGAAUUAUCCCAGACAUGA